Messenger RNA from Syzygium oleosum, 2370 nucleotides. RefSeq names its product C-terminal binding protein AN. Gene Ontology annotation, biological process: microtubule cytoskeleton organization. The coding region runs from base 179 to 2110 and encodes 643 amino acids. The record is from RefSeq and is a predicted model, not a curated record. The transcript has 7 exons. Gene Ontology annotation, molecular function: NAD binding. Lineage: Eukaryota; Viridiplantae; Streptophyta; Magnoliopsida; Myrtales; Myrtaceae.
GACGAAAACGGCUCCGCACCUGCACCUGGAACGCUUUUUAGCGUUCGAACAAGAUCCGAACAACAACCACCACCACCACCAUCGUCAUCUUCAUCGAACCUGAAGGAAAAUGCCCCAAAUCCUCGAGCGCUAAAACCCUAAUCUUGCUCGACCACCGUCCACCACCACCGCCGCGGCAAUGGCCAGAUCUUCCCUCGCGGUGGUGCCCCACCAGCCGGACGACCCCUCCUCCUCCCUCCCCCUCGUCGUCGCCCUCAACUGCAUCGAGGACUGCUCCCUCGAGCUGUCCUCCCUCGCCGGCGUCGCCUCCGUCGAGCACGUCCCCCUCAGCCGCCUCGCCUCCUCCGACCGCACCAUCGACUCCGCCUCCGCCGUCCUCCUCCACUCCCUCGCCUUCCUCCCCCGCGCCGCCCAGCGCCGCCUCCGCCCCUACCAGCUCGUCCUCUGCCUCGGCUCCGCCGACCGCGCCGUCGACUCCGCCCUCGCCGCCGAGCUGGGGCUCCGCCUCGUCCACGUGGACACCUCCCGGGCCGAGGAGAUCGCCGACACGGUCAUGGCUCUGGUCCUCAGCUUGCUCCGGCGGACGCACUUGUUGGCCCGGCACGCGCUCUCGGCUUCCGGGUGGCUCGGAUCGGUGCAGCCUCUGUGUAGGGGGAUGAGGAGGUGCCGCGGCUUGGUGCUCGGGAUUAUCGGUAGAUCGAGCUCCGCUAAGUCACUCGCUACGCGUGGAUUGGCAUUUAAGAUGAGCGUGCUCUACUUCGAUGUCGUCGAUGGAAAUGGGAACGUGCUCAGGCCAUCCGUAUCCUUUCCUGCCUCCGCCCGGAGAAUGGAAACUCUUAAUGAUUUGCUUGCGGCCAGUGAUAUUGUCUCUCUUCACUGUGCACUAACAAACGAAACUAUCCAGAUUCUUAAUGCAGAAUGCUUGCAGCAUAUGAAGCCUGGGGCAUUUCUUGUAAAUACGGGCAGCUGUCAGUUGCUGGAUGAUUGUGUGGUAAAGCAGCUUCUCAUUGAUGGUACCCUGGCUGGAUGUGCUCUGGACGGCGCUGAAGGGCCACAAUGGAUGGAAGCAUGGGUAAGGGAAAUGCCCAAUGUGUUGAUACUACCACGAAGUGCUGAUUAUAGCGAAGAAGUGUGGAUGGAGAUACGGGAGAAAGCCAUCUCAAUGUUGCAGACAUACUUUUUUGAUGGCAUUGUUCCGAAAGAUGCUGUAUCUGAUGAGGAAGAGGAAGAAAGUGAAAUAGCAGAUGAAAAUCAGAAGUUUGGCUCCCGAGACAAAGAAAGUGUUCUUCAGGUUUCUUCAGUGGCACAAGUGACAGAUAUUGUCCAACUAAGUCGAGAAAGCGCACAGAAAGUGGGCACUAGUCAAUUAGAAGAGUCUCCAAACCACAAUCAGGGUUCAGGUUUGUCUCAAAACACGGUCGCACGACCUGAAGCAAGGCGUAUUCGAUCGGGUAAGAAAGCGAAGAAGAGGCACGGUCGUCAAAAGUCGGGGCAAAAAUUCGAUGACCCUUCUGCUUUAGGAAAAGAAAGCGCAUCCAAUCGAGAAGAUGACACUGCUAUGAGUGGCACAGAUCAAGUUCUAAGUUCUAGUUCACGUUUUGCUUCUCCUGAAGACUCCAGAAGUAGGAAGACGCCUCUCGAUUCAAUGCAAGAUUCUACUCUGAGCCAACCUCAUAAGUCAAUCAGGAAUCUUUCUGGGAGGCCUGGGGAAUUGCUGAAAGAUGGGUAUGUCGUAGCUCUAUAUGCCAAAGAUCAUCCUGCGCUCCAUGUCUCCAGGCAAAGAGUAAAAGGUGGUGGCUGGUUCCUAGAUACUAUAUCUAACGUUACUAAAAGAGAUCCCGCAGCACAGUUUCUUGUUGUUCUAAGAGGCAAGGAGACAAUUGGUUUGCGAUCGUUUGCUGCUGGCGGGAAGUUAUUGCAGAUCAAUAGACGGAUGGAAUUCGUGUUUGCCAGUCACAGCUUCGAUGUUUGGGAAAGUUGGACAUUGGAAGGUUCUCUGGACGAAUGCAAGCUAGUUAAUUGUCGGAAUCCUCAGGCGGUGCUGGAAGUCCGCGUCGAAAUUUUGGCAGUUGUAGGAGAUGAUGACGGGAUCACCCGGUGGAUCGACUAGUGAGUUCUUCUGAAGCGGAUCUUGGCGUUUUUUAUUUCUUUCUUCAUUUUUUAUAUUUUUUCCUCUCGGUUGCAUUCUCUACAGAUCAUUUUGUAAAGCGUCCAUGCAUCGAUUUCCCUUUUGCCUCUUCGCUUGUGCUUCCCUUCUAUUGGGGGAAGGAUAUCGGCAUCUCUACUCAUUGUGUUGUGUGUUGUUCCAGCUUCCAAAUGAGAUGAGUCUGCAAUUUUACAAGUACGAAAGUGUUUUAUCUUCAUGUUUCA